GUACUCUCGCUUGCUCAAUCCAAUCCUAGUUCGCUGUUAGCUAGAGACGUGACGAGAUCGGCGAAAUGAUGUCCGCAAGUUGGCUAAGCCUGUUAUUCCUGGCUCUACUUGCCCAUUCGGCUAUGCCAUUGCAAGCGGAUUCUUGCCAACCAUUCAUUGAAAUUGUCCAUCUCAACGAAGUCUUGAGAGUUAAUGAAAAUGGGCGAGUUUAUGAGACGAACAUGACAGAAGCGGAAGUGCUUGAACAAUUCAAGAAGCUAUGCUCUCCCUUCGAAGAAAUUGAGAAGCUGGGCGAAAACAUCGAUAAUUUUCAAAUCCUAACAACAAUGUACAGAUGCAAGUACGGCAUCUGUUUCCAUUCUCCUGUAAAUGGUGGUACUUUCAAAUGUUGUACUGGCUAAUAUAUUUUAUUUCGUUGACAUUGUGUUCAAGUAUAUCAACCAAUAAUAAAGUAUGGUAAAGCAUGAA
This is a messenger RNA of Drosophila mojavensis, 468 nucleotides long. RefSeq lists its product as uncharacterized. Lineage: Eukaryota; Metazoa; Arthropoda; Insecta; Diptera; Drosophilidae. The record is from RefSeq and is a predicted model, not a curated record. The transcript has 3 exons. The coding region runs from base 66 to 401 and encodes 111 amino acids.